Messenger RNA from Truncatella angustata, 834 nucleotides. Its product is annotated as putative short-chain dehydrogenase. Gene Ontology annotation, molecular function: oxidoreductase activity, acting on NAD(P)H, oxygen as acceptor. The transcript has 2 exons. The record is from RefSeq and is a predicted model, not a curated record. The coding region runs from base 1 to 834 and encodes 277 amino acids. Gene Ontology annotation, cellular component: intracellular anatomical structure. Lineage: Eukaryota; Fungi; Ascomycota; Sordariomycetes; Amphisphaeriales; Sporocadaceae.
AUGUCGUACCAAUUGGAAGAUGUCCGGCCAAUGUUUGAGUUGCGCAACCGCAACUAUAUCGUCACGGGAGGGGCACAAGGCAUCGGUUUCGCAGUCACUCGGGCGAUCUGUGAGUUGGGAGGCAACGUAGCAGUCCUAGACGUGCAGCCCAAGCCAGCCGCAGAAGAAUUCGCGAAUUUGAGUGAGCAUUUCGGUGUCAAGACGAUAUACAUUCAGACGGAUGUCACCAAGCAGGACAGCCUUAAUGCCAGCUUUGAAAAAGCUCUUGCGGAGCUCGGCUCGAUAGACGGGUGUGUUCCAGCCGCGGGCAUUGCUAUUGACAAGCCUUUUGUCGACCAGACUUGGGAUGAGUUCACGAGGAUCCAAGAAAUCAACGUGAGAGGAACAUUUUUCACGGUGCAGCUAUGCGUAAAGCACAUGUUAAAGCAUGGGAAGGGCGGAAGCGUUGUGUUGCUCGCAUCGCAAUCUGCACACAUCGGCUUGCCAGGCUAUCGCAUGGCAGCGUACAACGCUUCCAAGGGCGGCGUGCUGAUGCUCAUGAAAGCACUCGCAGUGGAACUAGCGCCUCACAACAUUCGGGUCAACUCGAUAUCACCUGGCUUUGUGGAUUCGCAGAUGACCAGAGACGUUCGCGAGCUCAAGAGCAAGAGGGAAGGCGAGCAGAUGUGGAUGGCUCCGCCGAAUCAAAGGUUGAGCACUCAAAAUGAUCUUACCGGAGCCGUCAUCUACCUCCUGAGCGACGCGGCCAAACACACAACGGCUGCUGAUAUCCCAAUCACGGGAGGACUGCACGCUGGAACGAUCGGUGGUCUUAUCAGCUACGAAGAGAAAUAG